UCCGCGGAAUUUAAAGAGCGCGCGAAAACGUAAACACGUCUCGUCUCGAUCGUCGUCUUGAAUACCGGUCAAAUUAGGAAAUCGCGAAAUUAAUUUAAAACUAAUUUAUUUGCGCUCAGGGUAAGGCAAGUUGAACUUUAGUGAACCAGGUUGGGUUUAGUGUCUUAACUUUUCAACAUGCCGACCGAAGCCAAGGACGAAUCGAUUGAGAUCGACGAGUUGGAGAAACUUUUGCUGGAAGCGGAAGCGGAAGAACGGGAACAUCCGCUGGGAACCGUAACGGGUACCAUAAUAAGUGAACCAACAGCGAGUGCCCUCAAAAAAACCUCGCUUUCGUUGGCCGGAUCAACGUUCUUGAAAGAUUUGACCCAGGAAGCUAGCAGCAGUGGGUUGGUGGCAAAGAGCGGGUCAAAACCGUCCAGCGCGGUCCACAGUGGUGAUACGGACUCUUCGGACGACGAGGAGACGCGUAACUUUCUGGAGCAAAAGUACAACGAGUACGGGAAGGGAAUAAGCACGUUGCUGAAGCAUAAAGAUGAGCAACGAGUUGAUGCGCAGAUUUCGAGCUUCGUUGAUCGAUCGCUGAAGAAGUCCGAUUCGGGGGUUUCCAGAUUGACGCUGAAGGCACCUCCUGUGAAAAAGUUAGAGCAAAAGGAGCAGAUAGUGCGCCCGUUGGGUGGUGUUGCUAAAGCUAAUCCACUUCCGGUUGCGAAAGGAACCAUUCCUGAGGUAUUCCAGAAAAGCGUUUAUACGGACCCUGUUUUUGGGUUGAGAAUUGUCCAUCCUUUGGUGUCUAGUACCGUUCUGCAGGAGCGGAUGCAGGGACGAAAGCCGAUUUCGAUGGCACGCAUAAAGAGUCACGUUGAGCAUGGCGAUUUGAAGGAGGAUUGGGCGAUUGCCGGAGUCGUUUUGAGCAAAAGUCCUCCGAAGACCACUUCCAAGGGAGGUCAGUUUUCGAUUUGGAAGCUGAGUGAUCUGCACGGAGAAAUCAAGAUGAUUAGUUUGUUCCUGUUUUCGCAAGCCCACAAGGACCUGUGGAAGACCGCCGAGGGCAUGGUACUGUGUAUCCUCAAUCCGGGUGUGCUCGAUCGUAACGAAGAUAGUAAGAUCGAAGCGGUCCUAUCGAUCGACAAGUCCGCCAAGGUGAUGAUCCUGGGUCAGUCGCGCGAUAUGGGCACAUGCCGGAGCCGCAAGAAGAACGGCGAGAAAUGUACGGCCUUUGUGAACCUUGGCCAGUGCGAGUACUGCGUGUACCACGUGAAGCAAGAAUACAACAAGGCGUGCAACCGCGGAGGGUUGAUCUCGUCGACGGCGGGCCGUGGGAUCAACGAACUGAGGAAUAAGGUGCUCGGGAAGAAUGAGGUCUUCUAUGGUGGUCAAAGUUUUACGGCAGUGAAGGCGAAAAAGAACCCAAAACAGGUGGAAAAGGACGGCAAUCGCAUGUUGACCCUGUCGGAAUACUAUCAAUCACCGUUUCAAGGCAGCGGCAGCGGAGGCAACACUCCAAGCACUUCUUCGCCACUUCCUUCGUACCGUCAGGAGCAGCUCAACAAAUCCGUCCCCAAGAAAUCCUCGGCUAUGGGACUCGAGAUGAACAUGAAGCAGCGCGAAAAAGACAUGGAACGAUUGAAGCAGCUUGGCCUGGACAGCACUCCAAAGACACCGACCACAGCCGCUCAGACGCCACUUACUCCAAAGCAGGUCACAAAACCUGCUGAACAACCAAAGAUUUCCACCCCGAACGGAUUCGAGAACAGGUCGUUCAGUUUGGAGGCAAAUCCUGCACCUAGAUUAAGUACGGGAAAUUUCGUCAUCGACCUGGGUUCAUCCCCCAAGCAAGCGCUUCAUUCGCGCAAGAAGGCCGUAGAACUGCUGAAAAACAAACCCCUCGCCAAGUCCAACCCCAACUUCAUCAAAUACCGCGGAACGGAAACCGGCAAAAAGCGAGCCCUCGAAGAAAUCAUCUCAAACGACGACUCCGAAGGAAACUCCUCCAAGAAGCAAAAACUCGACGAAGCGGAAAAGGCGCGCAAAGAACGUCUCAAACAAAUCCUCGAAGCGACCUCCUCGCACACCGAUCUCAUCAAAGCCCAUGAAGAGGACGCCCAGGAAAAGUACUUCAAAGACCUCGAGCGCAAGGAAGCGAUGGAGGAAAAGAUGCUCAACACGUUUUCGCAAGCCUGCAAAGCUGUGAUCUGCACGCGCUGCAAGUACAUCGCCUUUUCGGCGGCCGAUCGCUGCAAGGAGGAAAAACACGAGCUGCGUUUCCGCGACGCCGAGAAGCGUUUCUUCAAGUGCGCCGACUGCGGCAACCGGACCAUCUCGCUGCACCGGUUGCCGAAAACUACGUGCAAAAAUUGCAGCGGAUCGCGGUGGGAGCGCUGCGCCAUGAUGAGGGAACGGCGCGGGCCGGAAAUUGGCACCUCGUUGUCGAUUCGGGGCGACGAGGAGAAGCAUCUGGGCAGUUGUGCGAAUGCGGCGAAUUUGAACCUGUUGGUGGCGGCGGAUGAUUGAGGAAGGUAAGAAGGGGGUGCAGAACACCAGUGCGAUGUGAUUGUGCUGUUAGAAAAUUUUGGAGUUGUUUAAUAAAUUGUAUUGAAUACAGUGUAAA
Molecule: messenger RNA, 2611 nt
Organism: Culex quinquefasciatus (southern house mosquito)
Lineage: Eukaryota; Metazoa; Arthropoda; Insecta; Diptera; Culicidae
Gene: Mcm10
Product: protein MCM10 homolog
Exons: 2
Coding region: 178-2514 (778 amino acids)
Biological process (GO): DNA replication initiation; DNA replication
Cellular component (GO): nucleus; replication fork protection complex
Molecular function (GO): DNA replication origin binding; single-stranded DNA binding
Source: RefSeq, a predicted model, not a curated record